Molecule: messenger RNA, 1750 nt
Organism: Amphiprion ocellaris (clown anemonefish)
Lineage: Eukaryota; Metazoa; Chordata; Actinopteri; Pomacentridae
Gene: rdh5
Product: retinol dehydrogenase 5 (11-cis/9-cis)
Exons: 6
Coding region: 161-1204 (347 amino acids)
Molecular function (GO): oxidoreductase activity
Source: RefSeq, a predicted model, not a curated record
CAGGGAUAAAGCUUCUCUCUGACCAGCCUCCCUGAGCUAAGACAGAAGAAUAAUCAGAAAGGGAAAGGGACGAGGACAGAGGAGGACAGGCAACUUGUGGACAUCCAUCUCUUCUUAAAAAAAGGGGGAAAAGGUAGCCACAUCAGAAAGAUUGCUCAACAUGUUUUUUCAGCAAGCUCCAAGCUCUCCUUCUCCUGAAGGCAACAUGGCUACACAGUUUGUCUAUGACCUCUUAGGGGAAAAUGCUUGGCUCUACAUCACUGCUACUUUCGUGGUGUUGUGGUUUGUCAUUUGGUUAUACAGAGACAGCCUGGAGAUUGAAAGCAUCACUGACAAGUAUGUCUUUGUGACCGGCUGCGACUCGGGGUUUGGAAACCUGCUGUGUAAGAAGCUUGACCGCAAAGGUUUCCGUGUGCUGGCUGGUUGUCUCACAGAGAAGGGAGCUGAUGAUCUCAAAAGAGUAGCAGGGCCUCAACUCAAGACAGUCCUGCUGGAUGUUACCAGUCAGGACAGCAUCCAAAAAGCCAUGGAGUGGACCAAGAAGGAGGUCGGCGAAAACGGACUUUGGGGUAUCGUGAACAAUGCUGGCCGCUCGUUACCAAUGGGUCCUUCAGAGUGGAUGAAAGUGGAGGAUUUCCACAGCACGCUGAAAGUAAACAUGAACGGAGUGAUCGGCAUGACAAUGACCUUCCUGCCUCUCAUCAAAAAGGCCCGCGGCCGUAUUGUAAACGUAGCAUCAGUGCUGGGUAGGGUGGCUGCAAACGGUGGUGGAUAUUGCAUCUCCAAGUUUGCAGUGGAGUCUUUCUCUGACUGCCUCAGGAGAGACAUCAACUACUUUGGGAUCAACGUGUGCAUCAUUGAGCCGGGCUUUUUCAAGACUGCAGUGACGAGCCUGAAGCCCAUCGAGAGGGAGCUGCAUCGACUGUGGAACCAGCUCAGCCCUGAGGUGAAAGCCAGCUAUGGAGACAAGUACCUCGAUAAGUAUAUCGCCGUCCAGCGUCUGAUCAUGAAUGCUGUGUGUGACUCUGACCUCAGCAAGGUGACCGACUGCAUGGAGCAUGCCGUGACUGCUGCCUACCCACGCACCAGAUACAGCGCCGGCUGGGAUGCCAAGCUUCUCUGGAUCCCCCUGUCUUACAUGCCUUCCUGUGUCAUUGACAUUGGACUAAAGCUGGUGCUGCCACGUCCUUCAAAGAGCGUGUAACUUGGGAUGACUUUGAAGUAAUGUCUUCAACGUUAUCAGCCUUUUUAUGUCAUUUUGAUGGAGUACAGGGGAUGACAUUAAAAGAAAAAUCAUCUUUUUUUCCUUUAAAAAAAAAAAUCCACAUUCCUUAUCUACUUUGACAUUGCUGUUAUUAUAUUUAUAUGGCACAAUCUGCCUUGGUAUUACAGUUUUUUUUUCUUCUCUAACGUCUACUUGGCACUUCUAGAAAAUGUAAGAGAAAUUAUUAGAAAAAUGUACUGUAUACAUGUAAUUUUGCUCUACAAUAUACUGUGCCUUUUAACAUUUAUUUAUGUUGCCUUGAACUGAAUCUCUUAACUAUCAGUGGCUUAAAAAAGAGCAUUUUACUACAAAGAAACAGUGUUUCUCAAAAUGUUAUUAUAAUGAGCUUAUAGAGGACACAAAUAAAAGAAAAUGCUGGAAGCCAUGACCAAAUGUGUACUCUUGAGUUACAGCGAUGGGCAGCAACAUCACAGUGGUUACUAACAGCUAUGUGAAUGUGAAUAAAGAUACAUAUAUGAAAAAAAA